Molecule: messenger RNA, 2204 nt
Organism: Strongylocentrotus purpuratus (purple sea urchin)
Lineage: Eukaryota; Metazoa; Echinodermata; Echinoidea; Camarodonta; Strongylocentrotidae
Exons: 14
Coding region: 19-2184 (721 amino acids)
Biological process (GO): proteolysis
Molecular function (GO): cysteine-type endopeptidase activity
Source: RefSeq, a predicted model, not a curated record
AUUUAUUUUCUCUCUGCCAUGAAGAUGAUCAUGACAACUGUGAACUAUAAUCGGCUGGCCUUCAUCUUAACGAUGCUCAAUGUAAUGUUUGGUUGUGUACACGCUAGGCCGUAUCACGAGGACGGCAUAGAGAGUGAUCUUGUGCCACAAGUCGCUACAACCCGGGCUACAACAAAGAAGUCCCUGGAUAAUGGCCUCCCAAUGGACUUCCCGAUCAACUACCACGUUUUUAACGAAGAGGCAGUGAGCAGAUAUUAUACCCUUCAGAAGCUUCCAUUCGUUGCUCUUGAUGAAGAGACGGGUUCGGCCCGAGUAUCGUGUCGCAGUCUCACGAAUAGAACACACAAGCGGAUCUUUAAAGUGUUUUUGCAGCCCUAUUGUUAUGAUGCUCUUGUGACUGAUGUAGAGAGUGGGACGAUAAUCCUAGUUGAAGAUAGUUAUACCAGGGAAGAUGCUGUACGGGAAGCCACCAAAGCAUUGCUUGAAAGACUCAUAUCUACAGGGCAGAUGAAAGAUUCCACUUCAUGUUAUGUGCCAGCUUAUUCAUCACCACUCGUGCUCAUCCAAGGUAGUUGUCCACCAGGAAAGGGCAUCAAGUGUGAUACCGUAUGUGAGUUUGCCUGCAGUGGUGCUACCUAUACCCUGGUUGGAAAUCCUACCAUUAGAUGCGAGCCAAAUACGACUCUCUCCGAUGUUUUUCCUCGUUGCCAAGCAAAUGAACAACCAAUCACACACAACCAUGUGCCUCAUACUACGACUACUCCACCACCCUCGACAACAAAGAAAAGUCCGUCCACAAAGAGGAUGAAUUCUUCCACAACGGAGAAUGCUCUCACAACGGGAAAUCCGACGACAGCGCAAGAUCCACCAAAGACAAAGAAUCCUUUGACACCGGAGGGUUCAUCGACAAAGAAGGGUCCUGCCACCAAGGAGAAUCCUACCACAGAGAUAGGUCCUACCACAGAGAUAGGUCCUACCACACCAAGGAGACCUACACCACCGAGUCAUUCCACUUCGAAGACAGUGCCUUCUACUUCCGCUCUUCCUCAGACAUCACGUACAUUCAGGAAGUUUGGAUUUAUUGGCUUUUUAGGCGUUCCCCUACUCCUUCUGCCAGUAAUUUACAUCAUCUAUAAAUUACGUCACAGACAUGACAAACAACAGUACCGUGUUCUUGAUGAAAACACAGUGGAAGACGAUAUUGUUGAUAUUCCUCCUGAUGUUGAUGGGUUGUAUAAAGACAUGCACAUCUCUCCAGCCCUUCCAACCGAUCAAGAACUCAACCGAGAAGAGUGUUACACGAUGGAUCAACGCAAUAAGGGUCUGGUCUUCAUUUUGAACAACUACCACUUCCACGGUCCUGAUCGUGCGAGCGAAAGAACAGGCUCUGAUAUUGACGUAGCCAACGUAAAACAAGUCUUCACCGAGAUUGGCUAUACGGCAGACGAAGCUCAAGAUCUCAGUGCUGAGGAUAUUAGACUGGAGCUGAAGAACUUAACCCGGAAGAUCUUGCCCUCUCAUACUUCGGUGGUCCUAGUCUUAAUGAGUCACGGAAAGGAGGCAGGUAUUCAAGGUACCGACGAGGAGAUUGUGACCGUUAAGGAAAUCAAGGAUAUGUUCUCUGGGAACAACUGCCCAGCCCUGAUUGGAAAACCAAAGAUCAUGAUCUUCCAGGCUUGCCGUGGAGGGAAAGUAACGCCGAGUGCUCCAUCUCUCGCCACCUCCGUAGUGGAUAAUGGAAUAUGUACAGACUUCGUCGGGACUGACGGGGUAGCAAGGGAUGGAGGGGUUACCAUGGUAACAGAAGAUGAAGCAUGUUCCACAUCACGUGGUAGAGCUGGAGGAGGAGGAGGAGAAGUGGAAAUUGACUGCGGUGUACCGGACAAUGCUGAUAUGUACAUUGCUCAAUCCACGUCGGAAGGCUAUUUCUCACUACGUAAUACACAAAAAGGAUCUUGGUUCAUCCAGGCUCUCUGUGAAGAGCUGAUCGCCAGUGCCCACGACCACCAUCUCGAUGACAUCAUGACAAAGGUUACAGACAGAGUGAAGCGACAGGAGACAAGGAUACGCAUCAGCGACGACGAACGACAGCUAACCAUGCAGACCCCGCAGAUUAUCAAACAAGGGAUAGGAAAGAAGAUCUUCUUCUUACCAAAAUACCCUCCGCCAGCGGGAAGUCAAUAAAUUAAGAGGCAUCUAUAAAU